CGUAAUAAGUGUAUUUGUGAAUGUUGGUACAUCUUUAUUUGGAAUGCUCGGUGUUCUUCUUCGAUAAAAGGAUUGCGGAUAAGCUGUACAAGCCAAAACGCAAGGAGACCAUGCUGGACCGGCUACGUGCCUGCAUCUCCCAGCUAGAGAAAAUGCGCCAUCCAAAGAUGCUGCAAAUCAUUCAUUCGCUUGAAGAAGGCCACAACACCAUCGCUUUCGCUUCGGAGUCAGUCUUGGCGAGUCUGCAUAACAUCUUGGCCUGGCAUGAGUCGUCGGUGACGCCUACUGGCCAGCAGCCAGUGAUGCCACACCCCAUAUCACUCGGGCCCCCCAGCGCGCAGCAGCACCAGGUCCUCCAGCCACCGCAGCGACCGCCUCACGCCAAGGAAUAUUCCUUCUUGGAUAUCGAGCUGCGUUAUGGAUUACUGCAAAUCAUCGAAGCGUUGCAUUACUUACACUACACGGCGAGACAAAUCCAUCGCAACGUGUGUCCCCAGGUUAUAAUAGUGACAAAACGUGGCACUUGGAAACUCUUUGGCCUGGAAUUUGUGGAAAAUAUCAUUGGAUCUGAUCCGACCGACAUGAUAUCAGUGCCGCCGUGGUCUAUCAAAGUGGCUAAGAUCUCGCAACCCAAUCUCGACUUUAUGGCCCCGGAAGUGCAAACUAACGGCCAUUGCAACAUACUGUCGGAUAUGUUCUCUCUGGGACUUGUGAUCUGCGCGGUCUUCAACUUCGGCAAGCCGCUUAUACAAGCCAACAACAAUCCCAUGCUCUACAUGAAGCAAAUUGAAUUCUUGGAUCAACAAGUGAACGCGAUGUUGCCGCGCCUGCCCGGUGCCCUCCAGGAGGCGGUGCAGAGGCUCCUCUCGCGGGACCCGCACCCCCGGCCUAGCACUCAGCUGCUGCCUUUGAUCAAAUACUUCAAGUGCCAAAGCGAGGCGGCCAUCCAAGCUAUGCAGUUCUUGGACGUGAUCACUAUGAAGGAUCCCAACCAGAAGGCAAAUUUUUAUCGCACCACUCUGCUUGACGCUUUGCCGUACAUUCCCAAGAAACUCCGUUGGCAACAUGUCUGGCCGGCGCUGCAGUUAGAAGUUCGAACUGCUGAGGUCCUAGCUGCGGUGUUGCAGCCCAUCAUCUGGCUUACCAAUGAGGCGGCUUCUGAAGAAUUUUCUCACUACGUUCUGCCGACCUUGAAUGCGUUCGUUUUCAGGAAUUUAAUGAAUACUCCAAAAAGCGUUCAAGCUUCAGUUACCAUUCUGGAGAACUUGCACAUUAUUCUGAAAAAAUGCCAAAAGCACGAGAUCAACAGUGAUGUGAUGCCGCUGCUCUACAACGGGCUUGAUAACAAUACCAACCAGAUUCAGACAGCGUCUCUGAUUGCCAUUCAAAAUGUGUCUGAUUAUAUUGAGGAUAAGGCGCUACAUAACAUCGUCCUUAGCAGAGUGAAAGUGGUACUCGAAAAGAAUCAAAGCGAUGUCAAAAUAAUAUGCCUCAUCCUUGGAUUCUAUGAGAAAGUGCUUAUAAGACUCGAAAGGACACACAUUCUUGAGCAGGUGAUUCCGACGCUCCUCAGCAUGAGAAUGAGCGACCCCGACAUCAUAAACAGAGUUGUCAAGUUGUACAAGUCCAUGCUCACCGAAAGAAAAUUUGGAUUGACAACCAGCGUGAUGGCCACCAAGAUGAUCCCGUCACUAGCUCCGCAGACUGUGAAUCCGGCUCUGAACGUUGAUCAGUUCACAAACCUUAUGGAGAUACUGUACGAUAUGCUCGACAAUAUCGACAAGAACCAACGUUUCAAGCUGAAAGUAGACAACUCGACGAGCCCGGAGCGACACCGACCUCUCCGCCAUCAGAUGAGUACUGACAAUAUGAACGCGCCACCAUUCAACAUUCCCAACCUCCGCGUAGAGCAGCGCAAGACGUCCAGUGCUGAGGACAUGGCUCGCAAGAACUCCAUGAGUGGGCCUAGCGGAACUGGCAGCGUAGGCGGCUUCAAAAGCACAGGAAUUGGUCAAUGGUUCUUCGGCUCCAGCAAUUCCACUAACAAUGACAACAACUUUCUGCGUGUGGCGAGUGCAUUUCCCAACCGCCGUCUGUCAGAUAACACUCUAAUGACGCCUAAAAUUCGCAUCGCCCCAUCGUGCGCGUCCUCCCCGGGCGGUACCCCGGGAGGUAACUCGGGCCUGCCCACUCGCCGGCACUCGAGCAUUGGGCCACAGGAACGCCGUGGAUCUGCCGUUAAUCUGUCGCCUCCUACUGGUGGUUCGAUGCCGAACACGUCUUCAAGCGUGCCGUUCCUGCUGACGUCAUCGAUGCAGUCGAUCCGAUCGCGCCGGCCCUCCGCCUGCCUCAGCAGCUCACAGGGUUCUGGCAUCCUACAGCAACUCAGCAGCGGCAUGUACCAGCUGUUUUCCGGGCGUUCGUAAAGAAUUUGAUUAACAUUAGAGCCGCGUAGCGUAAAUCGAGUGCGGGUUGGCACAAGCGCCGGGCCGUGCGAGUACGCGCGUCGCCCGCGCUUCCCGCGCCUUGCCCCGCGCACCUCGCCCCGCGCCCCGCUCGCCGAUCGCCGCCCGUCCGCGCCUCAUCGCCGCAUACGCUGCUCCGAACUGAUUCAUGAGCUUCAUAUUAUUAACUAGAAAUCUUACCAAUUUCCAACAUGUAAAUUAAAUGUUAUCACAAACGCAAGUAGUUACUUAUCUCUUUCGGUAAAUUUACUGCGACUAUCUAUCACCUGUUAAAUUAGUGUUGUGUACCUAUCGGCCUAACGGAAUUUGGGACUUCGCUGUUCGAUGUCAAUUUUGAGCUUAAUAAGUUCAAUGAACAAUUUCAUAGGUACAAAUGCAUGCUUAUUGGUGGAAUGCUCCGAAUGCCGUCAAAUAUAAUAUAAAAUAAAUUAUUUUAUACCUACUGCUGGUACUCACUACAUUCUUAAAAUAAUACUAUAUACUUACUAUAAACUUUUAUUUAAAAAAACACUAUUUAAAUAGUAGGUAUGCUUAUGUAAGAUUAAAUAAAAAAUAUAUUAUGGCUGGUAUAAAACAUGAUACUAUUAUUCAGUGCAUACGCUAACUCUAUAAGUAUUUGAAAUGAAUGAAGCUCGCACUCUUAUUAAGCUUUAAUAAAAUCACUUAUUAUAAAACAUAACUAAACAAAAAAUAUUAGAGUACAGUUAUUCGUAAACAACUUAAUCAUCGGUACGUUGCUAUUCACGGUAAAAAAAAUGUUUAUUCAUCGUAUUUAGUAACUACAACGUGUUUCGCACAUUAACAAAUAAAAGCACAGAAAAAUCACAAAUUAGAAAAUUCGAAUAGUUAUAAUUUUGUUUAUAAAAUAAACAUUCCCUGAAACGUUAUGACUACCAUGCCUUCGUCAAAUUUUAUACAACUUAAUAAUUAUAUUAUAUACGUCACUAAAUAUAAAUUGAAUAAGCGGUCUUUUGUGCAUAAACUGCCACUUUUGCCGUGCUCACAAACAAGCCAGACUUCCGUUGAUCACGUCGGAUACAUUUUGGCGGUGCCCAUGAUGACAGAAUCAAUAUGAAAGCGUUAACUAAUGAUCUACGCGUUUGACACUUAAGAUUUAAGGACAAGGACGGUAAACACUGAUACUUAAUCAUUGGUUUCAAAAGUUUAUAAAACAUUCGAGGUAAUAGUUAUUAUAUGUUUUAAUCUGCAUUAAAAAUGUCGUCUACAUAUAAAAAAAAAUUUGUCUCCAACACACUCAUUCACAUGAUAAAAUGUCAACAUCCGAUUUAAUUUAAAAAAAUAUAUCACUCGCUAGAAUCAUUCAGUCGCACCACUCAGGAUUCCACGAACCUUAACACUCAGUUUACAAAAAAGCCAUACACAAUACCGUAUUUUAUAAAUAUCAAUAUAAAAAGAACUCUGGCAAAAAUUACCGCCGCAUCACAAGGACAUAUCGCGUAGUACAUGUAUGACAAAUUACGACCUGCAUUACAAAUUUAAUACCCCAUACAUGAUUAUGAUAUUGUAUUCAACUUAAAGGCAGUACCUAUAGAUUACUACCAAAAUAAUUAUUAAUGAUAUUUGAUUAUUUAAACGUAGUAGGAGCACAACAUAAUAUAUGUAUGUAUACCGUGUGCAGCUUUUUCGGUGUAUUUAAAAUAUUAUAUUAUUAAUAAUAGUAUAUUUCAUAACAAUCGGUACGCAUACAAUAUUAUCUGUUUGCGGGAAGUUGGUGGAAUACGCGCGCAAGACUUGCACGUUAUUACAAUGGCAUAUAUUGUACUUGCUCAUACAGCAUACUCAGCUUUUCAUCAGACUGCAAAUAUAUCAAGUAUCCUCAUUUUGGCUGAUGCAAAAAUAAAAAUCAUACGGACUGAUUGACGACGCUAUUGGACGGCGCAGCGCAAGUCUGAGAGGCGGGCGGUACGCUGAAUUUGCGCUUAUAAGCAACACUAACUGUGCUUACAUAAUAAGUGGCGAGUUAAGUCUGAUAUGAAAUGUGGAGGAAGCAGUUACAGAAUUUAAAUGCACGUAGUAAAGCCUAGUGUCAACGGUUAUUAUAACGCGAACCUAUGUAAGUUAACAACUACUAUGCGUUCAACAAAAUAUAAAAUUCCAAAAAAGAUUUCCAACAAUUUCGGCGUAGUUUUCACAGGAAUCCCUUUUUCUUUAUAAUUUUUACAUAUUAUUAAAUAAUGUACCUAUUUCCAGAAUUGUACAUACUACAUCAUGCAAUAUUCAUAAUAUACUUACACUUUUAGAGCGUAAAUAUGAAAUUCGCAUGCGACCACAUAUUCUUUGAAGUCAACUGAACUUUAGUACAUUAUAUACACUAGCUUAUAAUAUGCCUUACAGCAUUCUGAGUUUGAAAUUUAAUGUUGUUAUUGCCAUUUUUUUAAGUUGUAUCUAUUAGACAUCAAUUAUAAUUUGGUGAUCUUAGUGAGAAAUGAGAAUCAUCCAUCCAUUCAGCUGCCGCGUAAAAUUUGUAAAUUUUUUUUUGCAAAUAAGUUUGUUGUUGUUAUUGCUUUCUUUUAUAUCUAAACCCUUUAUUUACAAUAUUGAUGAUAUAAAUUACAUUUAUUAACUGAUAUAGCAUUUAAUAUGUAAAAAAUAAAUAAAACUGUUAGAUCCUUCCGAAAACCACGCUGUGUUUUGAAAAUCAAAAUGGUUAGGAACACAGAUAAAAAUGAUAAUCCAAAUUAUCUUUGUAAAGCGGGCAUGUCACAAAGUUUCACCUAAGGCGUAUAGCAAUCCCAAAUUACGAUAAACGGUGUUCAAGAAUUUGUCAAAUUGUUAGUGGUGACUAUUCUGUUCUCCCAAGAUAUUUCAGAACUUCGUAACGUCUAUUUGAUUAGAAUCAGCAUGACCAACUCAUGAAAAGGUGAGUUACAAGUUAGCCUGCUUACAAUAAUACACCGUACGUACACUUUCAAGUAGUGAAGAUGGAUGUAAAAUGAUGUCCUGCUUGUACAAGGUUUCACAUUGCACAGCAAGAUCACAAUACACUCAUUAUUCCUAGACUUCUUAAGUGUCGUACGUUCGCAAGUUAUUCGUUUUUAAUAUUGACUAUUAGGAAAUUCUGUAAAAAAGCAUUACAAAACAAAGUAAUCAAGCAUUGGUAAUGGUGAAAUAAAAAAGCCUAUGCCUAAAGGUUAAGGUACCUAACUGAAAAAAUACUUAAUUUGUACAUAUCAUUAAAAAUAAUUCAUCGGUCCGGUGACAGAUAUUAUGUAUAGAUAGAUCGGCUCCACACAUCUUUGUCAUCACACGUACUCUGUUAUUAUGGCUUAUAUGGUUACUUUACAUAUUAUCUACAAAUACAUUACCGAUAUUAAUAAACAUUCGAGAUUGGUUCGAUCAUUGGUUUGAGUUUGAGAUUGGUUCGAUCCACUGUUCAAAUAAUCACUUUUAAUCUGAAUCAAGGUUCUACCAAAGUGGACUGUCAGUUUGAUGAUUAUAAAGGUAUCGUCGAGUGAUAUACCAUUUCUCAUCCUACUUAUUCUUUAACACAAUCGAUCUGAUAUCAGACCAAUAUCACGAAUUGAACACGGGUUGAACAUUUAACGCCCACCUAAGGAUAGACCUAUCUACAUAUCAGUGCACCUACUAAAAUUAACCAGUAGAAUUCCUUCUGAAUAAAUAUAUUUAUUUCCAAUAUAUUAUGUACGUUAUAAAAUACGGAAAAAAAAUAUAUUUUAACGACGAAUUUUGUUCACGAAAGCAAUAAAUUGCCCAUGCCGUUGAAUAUUUCAAAUAUAUAUUCAAGUUAACAUUCAUUGCAAUAUAUUAUAAAAUAAUAUAUUUUGUUAAAAUCUUUGUAUGCAAUGGAUAUUUUCUUCAAAUGGUUAAAAAGAUAUCAGUAUGCUAUAUUAUAUUUGUUAGGUAACUUAUAAGAAUGUCCAGAAAGUGAGAAGUAGAAAAUAAGCAAAAAUAUAGCCUGAUAUGUCUAAUAAAUAUUAUCUAUAUAUUACUACUUAUUGUUAUAUGAAUUAUGAAUUAGAAUUAUUAUAUUGGUGUUGUGAAUAAUCCUUUGUAAACUUUGCCUUCACUAUUUUUAUCUCUCAGAGAUUUAUUCGUAUUUAUAUGAUUCAUUAAUUAAAAAGAGAUUUAGGACAUUUAAGAUUUAAUCAAUUUCCGAACACCGUACGAGCUACACGAAAUUGAGAACGAGAUUGGGUAGCAUAAAAUCAGACGAUUAAAUUUCGGAUAUUCAACUUUAAACUUGCAAGUAUUAAGAAUAUAUAUCACACCUAACAAGUCCAAAUUAGAUAUUAUCAGUAAGAAAAACCUAUAUCAAAUAUGAAUUACAACAUACUCAUAUACUUCUAGUGAGUAAAUGUUUAAUCAUCAACAUAAUAUAAUAUAUACUAAUGUUAGAGGUAGAAGAUGUAAACGUUUGCCUAUUUGUGAUAAUAUACUUAUCAAAGCUACUCACGCUUUUUCAAUCCAAUUUGUCUAUAUCCGCUAUACUUCCCGAUAAGUACUUACGCUGCAUAAUAGAUUUCAGUGACAAGUAUCUUUCAUUUAAUAUUCUAUCCUUUUAAUGUUGUAGAAGAAAUAACUAUGAAAGUUUAUGAAUUCUUGUGAGGGUUGUGGUGUUUGCUCAGUGUUAGACUAUGUGAUGAGUAUUAUGUGGAAUGUAUCUUCACCAACAUACAUUUCACUCUUUAAAAUAAUGGAUGUGAUUAUAAACGUACAUAAAAUAUAAUAUAUAGGAAUAAUAAGUAGUUAACCACUGAUAUAUAGUUAAUAAUAAUUUUAUUAUAAUAUUGUGCUAUCUUGUGAUCUAUCUCUAUGUAUAGACUUCCUUAACCUCGAGUGCUUUCUUUUCUACGAAAUAUUAUAUAUAUAUAAUAUGCUACGUGUCAUUGAUGUUGUUUGUUAAGAUUUACCUAUAGGCAUUUAAUAUACAAUCACAUCUGAGCUUAUCGAGGUAAAAUUUAAAUAAUUAGUAUUACUACUUCUACUCUAGAAGAAUAAAAAAAUACUUGAUUUUUGUUUACACUAUAGUCUAUUAUAAUCUAUAUUGAUGUUAUAUAUCUAUUUAGAUGAUGUACUUAUAUCUUUGAAAAUCUUACUCGAUUCAACAUAUUGUAACAAUAAAGUUUAUUUUCGAGG
Manduca sexta (tobacco hornworm) is the source of this 7583-nucleotide messenger RNA. It is a transcript of the gene bma, whose product is annotated as SCY1-like protein 2. Gene Ontology annotation, molecular function: protein kinase activity; ATP binding. The record is from RefSeq and is a predicted model, not a curated record. Gene Ontology annotation, biological process: protein phosphorylation. NCBI's taxonomy places the organism in Eukaryota, Metazoa, Arthropoda, Insecta, Lepidoptera, Sphingidae.